CAAAGUGACUGAAAAUAUUAGAGUGGUUUUUGAAACAUAUAAUGCAAAUUUGAAGAACACAAAUUCAGGAUGAAGUCUAUUAUUCCAAAGACAUCAAGUCUUUCUUGGACUCAUGUUCUAAUGGUCCUUUUAAUCUUCCAACAUUCGGAAUGUGCAGUUAGCUAUGAUGGAGUUGUAUUAGUAGUACUCCCUACUUAUUGCUGUUCCGAUCUUGAAGAUGCUAUUUUGGACGUGUGCGGGGAAGAUAACUAUGUUCUAGACUUAUAUUCUAGUGACGCCCAAGAUUGCUGCGCCAAAGGUUGCUCAGAUUGGGCACUUUCACAGUUUUGCAUCACGCCUGUUGAACCCAUACCACUCCCUGUUUAUUGCUGUGAGGAUCUUGAAAUAGCUGUUUCUGAGUUGUGCGGGGACGAAAAUUAUUAUAUAGACCAGUAUUCUCAUGCCGCCAGACAUUGCUGCGAUUAUGGCUGUUCAGACUGGAGACUUAGAAAUUUCUGCCUCUAUCCUCCUGUUUACCCAAUACCAACACGCCCUACUUAUUGUUGUGACGAUCUUGAAGAAACUGUUUUUGCACUUUGCGGAGAAGAUAACUACUAUCCUAUUGACUAUUAUUCUCCUGAGGCCCAAGAUUGCUGCAGCCUAGGUUGCGAUGAGUAUUUAGUUUCACAGUUCUGCAUAAACGCUACCGGCCUGUUUGAUCCUGCAAGCACCUCAAGCCUCAUGUCUACAAGCAGUGAAGGCUAUAUGGAAACAGACCCAGGCCUUAUAAGUGCAGACAGUGCAAGCCUUAUGGAAACAACCGACCAAAGCCCUACGAAAACAACCACCUCAAGCCUUAUGAGUACACAGAGUGAAGACAAUGCGGAAACAUCCGACCCAACCCCUUAAUAGCAUAAAGUAAAUCAAGCAUGUACAAUUUAUGUUUUGAACUGUAUCAAAAAUAAAAAUAUUUGAAAUAUUUGGAUAUA
This is a messenger RNA of Belonocnema kinseyi, 968 nucleotides long. RefSeq lists its product as uncharacterized. The record is from RefSeq and is a predicted model, not a curated record. Bases 70 to 888 code for a protein of 272 amino acids. Lineage: Eukaryota; Metazoa; Arthropoda; Insecta; Hymenoptera; Cynipidae. The transcript has 4 exons.